Messenger RNA from Pocillopora verrucosa, 690 nucleotides. Lineage: Eukaryota; Metazoa; Cnidaria; Anthozoa; Scleractinia; Pocilloporidae. The record is from RefSeq and is a predicted model, not a curated record.
AUGUCACGCAACGUUUCUUCCAAAGAACGGUUUCCGUCAAACUCUCUGUCCAGUGUAGCUUCGAACUAUGAAGAACUACUCGUAAAAAUCGUAUGUGUCGGUGGCUUCACUGGUGGAGUGGGUACCAAAGGCGUCUUCAUAGAUGAUUACCUCGAAGUGUGGCCACCUGUGCAAACGUAUCGUUCUCCACUAAUCAGAGUAAAAUUUUAUUUGAAAACAAUCAGAUGGCAACGAGGCGACACAGAGAAACCGAUUUCUAUCAAGUGUCGUUUCUGGGAGAUAGGUGAACUAGGACGUGUAUCAAGCCUACGGAGGAUUCUCUUUAAGGACUGCCAUGGAGCGCUGGUUUUCUGGGAAACACUAAGGCCUUCUUCGCUGAAUGAAGCUGUAAAAUGGAGGAUGAUGGUAAUGGAGGUUUGUCCGUCUGUUCCAUGUGUAUUUGUUACUGAUAACUUAGGAAAAGUGCUAUCACAAUGGAUUGGGGCUGGCAAGACAUUUGAAAGUGAACUGGCAUUGAAUCAGUUUUGCCACAAUCACGGCCUUGUGAGUCAUUUCGAGAUCGUUUCACGCGAUUGGGUGUCCGGUGAAAAGAGCGUUUUUGGACAAGCUGUGAACUGCCUUAUGAAGGAAAUCUUUCAGAGCGAGCAAACAGAGGAAGAGACCUCGAUGUAAUGCAACUGACCGUUUUAG